AUGACGGGCAGAGGCUAAGUGCCAAGCCUUGCUGCAGCCAUGCCUCCUGCCCUGUUCCUGUGCCCCCUCUUCCUGGCCUCUGCCCUGGGCCCAACCCUGGCUGUGGCCCACCUGCCCAACAGCACCAGCUUGGCAGCCACAGGCCCCCUCCCAGCCCUGUUGGCCCACCUGCGCCGGCUGACAGGGGCCGUGACGGGGAGCAGCGGUGGUGGCGGUGGUGGCGGCGGCAGCGGUAGCGGGCUAUCCAAUGCGACCUCGGGGGGCAGUGGUGGAGGGCAGGCAGCUCGGGCCCCCCUGCCUGCAGAGCUGUGCCAUGGUUACUAUGAUGUCAUGGGCCAGUACGAUGCCACCUUCAACUGUAGCACUGGCUCCUUCCGCUUCUGCUGUGGCACGUGCUAUUACCGCUUCUGCUGUGAGCACCGCCACAUGCGCCUGGCCCAGGCCUCCUGCUCCAACUAUGACACCCCAGUCUGGGCCUACACACCCCAGCCCUCUGAUGCUGGUGGGCCCGGUGCAGGCGGGAAUGGCGGGGGGCCUGGGCCCGGUCAGCCAGGCUGGCUGGAUGGGAACCGGGCGGGGUCUGGAGCCGGAGGCGCUGGAGGCAGGGGUGGCGAGGGGCCAGGCGGCAGCACAGCCUACGUGGUGUGUGGCGUCAUCAGCUUCGCCUUGGCUGUGGGUGUAGGUGCCAAGGUGGCCUUCAGCAAAGCAUCCCGGGCCCCCCGGGCUCACCGGGAGAUCAACGUGCCCAGGGCCCUGGUGGAUAUCCUGAGGCACCAGGCAGGGCCAACCACCCGUCCUGACCGGGCACGGAGCAGUUCCUUGACCCCAGGCCUGGGAGGACCUGACAGCAUUCCUCCCCGGCCCCCCAAAAACCUCUAUAAUCCGGUCAAAGCCUCCAACCACGAUACCCUGCAUCAUAAUUACAUCCAUCUCAAUGUCAACAGUCCCAAACACCACGCUGCCACGCUUGACUGGCGGGCCCAGCCUCCCCCCAGCCCCGUCCUCCAUUACUCUACCCUCUCCUGCUCCCGAUCCUUCCACAACCUCUCCCACCUGCCCCCGUCCUACGAGGCCGCAGUCAAGUCAGAGCUCAGCCGAUACUCUUCCCUCAAGAGGCUUGCUGAGAAGGACCUGGAUGACAUGUACAUGAAGAGGAGGCACCUGGCCGAGCUCCCCCGUGGCACCCUGCCCCUCCACACCAUGCGCCGGCCCGGCACCGGGGGCGGCGGCUACGGCGGGGCUGGCGAAGGCUGGGGCAGCCCUGAGGAGCAGGCGCCGAUGCCCAACCCCCGGCGGGUCAUGUCUCAGGAGCAUCUGCUGUCGGACAGCGGCCGGGGCUCCCACUAUGAGUUCACCCUGCCCCGGGCCCGCCUGGUCUCCCAAGAGCGCCUUUUGCUUUCCUCUCCCGAGGCCCUACAGAGCCAGGAGCGGCUCCUGUCCCCGCCCCGAAGCCCCGCGCCACCGCCAGACGCACCCCGAGGGGGUCUGGCCGCCUCCCACACCAACCUGCUGCUGGGGCCCGGCCCCCCGACUCCCCUCCAUGGCCUACCCCCUCCCCUUCACACCCACCACGCCCACCACCCCCACCACCUGCGCCACAGCCUGUCCCCUUCGGCCUGGGGGGGCAUGGGGGCUGAGGCAGGGGGCGGUGGGGGCACGUUGGCCCGACGCCCCCCCUUCCAGCAUCAGGGAGGCCUGGAGACCCUCCAGUUCAUCCCUGGCCACCACCACCCACAACACCUGCGCACAGCAAGCAAGAAUGAGGUGACAGUCUGAGGGCUCAAAGCCUACCCUCCCGGAGGCGCCCACCCACACGAGGCUCUGGCCGGCCUGCCUGGCCGAUGGGGGGCCUCAGGGGCGUCGUUUCUGGGGCUCCGCCCCCGCCCCCCCUUCUGGGAUGUGAUCUCCAGAGGCUCUGGUUCCUCCUGUGACAUCACCUCCAAACGCUAACCCCUUUCCUAUGUCGUGAUCUCCAGAGACUCUUCCUUCCAGUGACAGCAUCUCCGGGGGCUCUGCCCCUUGGAGGGACAACAUCCCUACUGGAUCUACUUCUUAUGACGGCACUGCCAAAGUCUUCGCUCCUUCCUGUGACAUCGUCCCCAGAGGCUCCGCCCCUUCCUCUGACAUCACCUUCAAAUGUUAGCCCUUCCUGUGACAUCAUCCCCAGGGGUUGCCCCUUUUCCUAUGAGGUCAUCUCCAAAGUCUGCACUCCUAAUCCUGCAGCACCACCUCCAAAGGGUCUGCCAAUUUUAGGACAUCGACUCUGGAGGCUCCCUCCAUCCUUUCCUGGGAGGUCAUUUCUAGAGCCGUCACCCCUUCUUAUCACCUCAUCUCCAGAGACAGUGCUCAUCCACAUGACCUCAUCCGCCACGGGCUCCAUCCCUUCCUGGGACAUGGUUCCGACCCUUUUAUGAAUGCCCAGCGAGGGCCGGGGGUCAGCUGGAGAUGGUCCCGGACACAUUCUGGGACGCCAUCCCUCCUUGAGUAUCUCUGCAUUCCAGAUGCAUUCCCGCCAAGGUUCAACCCUUUCUUUUUCCUACAUUGUCAUUUUCCAGAGGCCCCACACCUCUCCUUGGAGACGGGCUCCUAGCCUCUGACUCUUUCUGGGCUAUUGGCCUUGAAGGCUCCCCUGUUCCCCCCAUGUGGAAUCCACAGUCGUGGGCUCCAGCUCUCAACGGAUGGAGGCGUUGGCCAUGAGCCCAGCCUUUUGGCCUCCCAGCCUUUUCUCUGGCCUUUCCCCCCUUUACUGUCAGUGAAGCUCUUCUGCCUUCCUAGCAUCAUUCCAGUCCUGUCCAGGACCACCUCCUCCCUUGACCUUAGGGGAACUCCAUUCCCACGAAGGAACCAGAGAAGAAUGACAGCUGGAAUACAUCCCAAUGGCCAGCCAUCUUGUCCAGCCCUUCCCUCGGCCUCCUGUCCAACGAGCGGUCUUGCAGCCUCUGCUCGAAGACCCCGAGGGAGGGCGACCUCGCUAUCUCUUGUGGCAGCCCAUUCCGUCAGGGGCAAUUCUCGUCAGCCUAUAUCUGCCUCUGCAAGUUUCCCCCAUCACCCUUAGUUCUGGCCUCUGUGGGCAGAGAAAUCUCGUUCAUUCUCUACAUGACAGACCUUGAAAUACUUGAAGACAGCUCUCAUAUCCCCCCCAAUCUCCAAGUGAAACACCCCAUUCCUUGACUGAGCCUCCCUAGACAUGGGCUCCAAGCCCUUCCCCAUCCUUGAUGCCCUCCUCUGGACACUCUCCAGCUGAUCAAUGUCCUUCUUGAACUGUGGUUCCCAGAACUGAGCCCAGUGUUCCAGGUGCACUCUGACCAGGGCAGAGUGCGGGAGAACUCUCACCUCCCCAGCACCUGGUGACCUUGCCUCCCUCUGCUGUUCCAAGUGUCCUCCUCCCAGGCUGUCAAGGACUCAUCUGCCUCGAUGUUCUGGGUCCCAGAGGUGUCCGAGAGGAAACAAUGACGUCAUUUCUUUCUGCACCUCAGGCCUCCCGAUUUUAAUAGGCAUCUGCUGCCAAUAUUAUCACAGCUUCCCUCUGGGACGUGAUAUCACUGUUCCCUUCCAGUGGGUCUCCAAUGAUGAUGUCACUGCCUCUUUGAACGAGGCUUUCCAUGAAUGGUGUCACCCCUGCUGUCUCGAUGAUGUCAUCUCCUCCUUCCAGGGCAGCCCCCAAAGAUGUCAUGGCUGCCGCAUCCUCUGGGACCCCUCCCCCAUCAUAACAGAUGUCACUGCUUCCUGGCCUGGCCCACAAUGAUGACAUCGACCCCUGGCAGGUGGAGGCGGCUUAUCUCUGCCUGGAGGAGUUGCUUCCUCUUGGAGUGUCCUUUGAUGACAUAAUUCUCCUCACCCAUGGGCUGCUGCCCACUGACUCGCCAUUCCUAGCCAGGGUUCCUGCCCACUGCCAGUGGUGUCCCUGGGCCUCCCCUCAAAGACUUCAUCCCUGGAGGGCUUUGGGAAUGGGCCCCCUCUUCAUGGUGUCACUGCCUCUUUGUCCUCACUACUGUGACCUCUGACCCCUCUGACUGCCUUGACUUCAGACGAUCCCACCUCGGACUUGGGGUUGUCCUUGGGGAUGAGGGGUGGGCAGAGUGAAGCCUGGAGGAGGACAGCAGGGGAGGGGGCGAGACCAUUCCGAAGGUAUCUCCCCUUUCCUCUUCCCCAGGGAGCCUUUCUGGUGUUUGGGGGGGUUCCCCCCAUUCCCAAUGCACAACCCAUCUUCCUCCCUUGUACAUAGCCAUGAUUUGGGGGUGCCUAUACCCCAACACUAAAGGGCUAAAAAACCCUCCCCCAGCCCCCAGGGCAAGGUGGGGGGGCUCUCCUCCCCAGUCUGUCCCCAAUCCUUCCCCCCGCAAAUGCCUGCACUUCUGCCCUCAGCUCCAGCUGCACCUUGAUGGUGAAACCAGGCCCUUGACAGGGCAGGGAAAGGAGUUGAGUGAGACUCCCCAAAUGCCUCAUGGCAAGACUCCUUUUUCUAAGGGCCCCCCCGGCCCCCAGUCUUUUGCUGAGGCCCCACUCCCUUCAUACAAUAGGGCCUUCCUUGCCCUUCUCCAAUUCAGAGAUCCCCAUAGCCUCCAGAAGAGACCUGGGGGAAUAUCCCACCCACAUUCUGGUCCUUCCCCCUUGUUUUCCCUUCAAGGACCCAGGUGUGGUAUUGCCCCACCUGCCUGGGCUGCCUAUGCCCCCUAGACGUCUGAUUAUAAGCCAUAAUGGGAAAAGGACCAGGGGCAGCAUGGGAGGAUUCGGAGGCGAGACAGAGCAAAGCCAGGACAUCCAGUCUCUUCCACUCCCCACAAUUGCUUCUAACCUUUUGUGUUCUGGAAUUGCCAGAGGGUGGAGGAGAAACAGCUCUGUGGGAGAGGACACUCCAAGCCUCACAUCUCCCUCUCUCUGCUCUCUGCCUGAGUGAAGCCAGAGUCAUUGUAUCUUUGGGAUUUUUUGAAUA
Molecule: messenger RNA, 4933 nt
Organism: Vombatus ursinus (common wombat)
Lineage: Eukaryota; Metazoa; Chordata; Mammalia; Diprotodontia; Vombatidae
Gene: SHISA7
Product: shisa family member 7
Exons: 6
Biological process (GO): regulation of short-term neuronal synaptic plasticity; regulation of AMPA receptor activity
Cellular component (GO): AMPA glutamate receptor complex; postsynaptic membrane; postsynaptic density
Source: RefSeq, a predicted model, not a curated record